Molecule: messenger RNA, 1669 nt
Organism: Toxorhynchites rutilus septentrionalis
Lineage: Eukaryota; Metazoa; Arthropoda; Insecta; Diptera; Culicidae
Gene: alien
Product: COP9 signalosome complex subunit 2
Exons: 5
Coding region: 183-1538 (451 amino acids)
Biological process (GO): protein deneddylation
Cellular component (GO): COP9 signalosome
Source: RefSeq, a predicted model, not a curated record
AAGCCGAUGAGAGAACAAAAUCAGAUACGAUGUCAAAAUAGCAGUAGCGAUCUUUGUUACCAUUGCAAAUUUUCCGUUCUCGCUUAUUUGUUUCGUCGGCGUAGGAAAAAGGAAAAAGCUGAACGAUUUCUCCACGAUCCAGCGACACCAGCUUACGAUAACUUGGGCCACAAAACGUCGAAAUGUCCGACAUUGAUGAUGAUUUCAUGUGCGAAGAUGAGGAGGAUUACGGAUUGGAAUAUUCCGAGGAUAGCAACUCGGAACCGGAUGUGGAUUUAGAGAAUCAGUACUACAAUAGCAAAGCUCUGAAGGAGGAUGCCCCACAAGAGGCGCUUAAAUCCUUUCAAAAAGUCCUUGAUCUGGAGAAUGGCGAAAAGGGCGAAUGGGGCUUCAAGGCGCUCAAGCAAAUGAUAAAGAUUAACUUUAAAUUGCAAAACUAUCAGGAGAUGAUGAGCAGGUAUAAACAAUUGCUGACCUACAUUAAGAGCGCUGUGACGAGGAAUCAUUCGGAGAAAUCAAUCAACUCGAUUUUAGAUUAUAUUUCAACUUCGAAAAAUAAUGUUUACGUAUCAAUUCAGAUGGAGUUGCUGCAAAACUUUUACGAGACUACGCUAGAUGCGCUGAAGGACGCCAAAAACGACAGGCUCUGGUUUAAAACCAACACAAAACUGGGUAAGUUGUACUUCGAUCGGAACGAUUUUGGUAAGCUGCAGAAAAUACUCAAGCAGCUUCACCAGUCCUGCCAAACUGACGACGGUGAAGAUGACCUCAAAAAGGGCACGCAACUGUUAGAGAUUUACGCUCUAGAGAUUCAAAUGUAUACCGUGCAGAAAAACAACAAAAAGUUGAAAGCUUUGUACGAACAAUCCCUGCACAUUAAAUCCGCCAUCCCGCAUCCACUGAUUAUGGGUGUAAUCCGAGAAUGUGGCGGUAAAAUGCAUCUUCGGGAGGGCGAAUUCGAGAAGGCACACACUGACUUUUUCGAGGCGUUCAAAAACUACGACGAAUCGGGCUCUUCUCGACGCACAACGUGUCUGAAGUAUCUGGUGCUCGCGAACAUGCUCAUGAAAUCCGGCAUCAAUCCGUUCGACUCGCAGGAAGCCAAACCGUACAAGAAUGACCCGGAGAUUCUAGCCAUGACCAAUCUGGUUGUGAGCUAUCAGAACAAUGACAUCAUGGAAUUCGAGGCGAUCCUGCGGAACAAUCGCAACAACAUAAUGGCCGAUCCGUUCAUUCGCGAACACAUCGAAGAUCUGCUGCGCAAUAUUCGAACCCAGGUGCUGAUCAAGUUGAUUCGGCCGUAUACCAAGAUUACAAUCCCCUUCAUUUCGAACGAGCUUAACAUCGAACCGGUGGAGGUGGAAAGCUUAUUGGUGUCGUGCAUUCUGGAUAGUACCGUCCAGGGUCGUAUCGAUCAGGUAAACCAGGUGCUUGAGCUAAAUAAGGAAUCACGCUGUGGGGCACGCGACAGCGCAAUUGAGAAAUGGUCCAACCAGAUUAACUCGGUUCAAGCGGCCAUCAUUAACAAGAUGGCCUAAAACCGGCCGUAACUAGCAGUGUUGGUUGGCCUGUCCUUCUCCCAUUAGAGCUAAUAUUCUACAAAAAUAUUAUUAAAAGCAACCCAUCAAAAGCAGAUUCUACACGAUGAAAAUAAAUUGUUAUGGUGAUA